This is a messenger RNA of Pecten maximus, 13486 nucleotides long. RefSeq names its product low-density lipoprotein receptor-related protein 2-like. Gene Ontology annotation, molecular function: protein binding; calcium ion binding. Lineage: Eukaryota; Metazoa; Mollusca; Bivalvia; Pectinida; Pectinidae. The record is from RefSeq and is a predicted model, not a curated record.
UUUUAAUUCAAAACGACGAGCUUGUCUUAAAGAUUCACCUAUCACAGGUGUGCACUGUCGCGUGCUCAGGUAUCAACUAUUUCGGCGAGAUAGAAUGUUUUAGUGAAGAUAAGGGAUUGUAUGAGGGACGUCUGUCUGUAGGAUGAAGGCCUCUAGCCUACUCCUCCUUCUCUGGAUCUCAGUUACCACAGCAUGUGAGUUACCAUGUGAAGAGUUCCAAUGUGCCAACUGUCGCUGUAUUCCAAAUUCCUGGACAUGUGACCAUAACAAUGACUGUGGCGACAACUCUGAUGAGUUUGUCAACUGUACGUACAAAACCUGCUCCAGUAACCAGUUUACCUGUUACAAUAAGAAGUGUGUUGACCAGGAAUUGGUGUGUAACAGCAAUAAUGAUUGCGGUGACUACUCGGAUGAGAGCGGAUGUGAGUCUUACACCUGUAACACUAAAGAGUGGAAGUGUCCGUCAUCUGGACACUGUCUUCCUGUCUCCAAAGUCUGUGAUAAAACAGAAGACUGUCCUGAUGGUGACGACGAGGCCAAGACCUGUAGUUUUUUCCAAUGUGCUAGUCUGUCAUGUCAACAUGAUUGCCAUGCUACACCACAAGGGGGCGCUUGUUUUUGUAACGCAGGAUAUCGCCUGGACCCGACAGACAAUCGGACAUGUGAAGAUUUUAAUGAAUGUGAACAUUGGGGAUUUUGUGACCAGAAAUGUGUUAAUUCCCCUGGGUCAUAUCAGUGCAGUUGUUUCCAUGGUUACACACUCCAUAACAACCGAGCAUGCGUCACCACAGAAACCGCUUACUCCCGACCGGUGUUUGUUGGCCUCGAGGAUCGUAUCAUACGGAUGAGUACCAAGGGAGAGAAUCAGUCAACUGUUGUGUUUGGAGAAAUAGAAGAUUUAGAGCUUGAUGUCCGACGAAAUCUCAUAUUUUGGAUCGACAGCAAAGCGAACAAGGUGUACCAAGCUAGCUUGCAGCGGCCUCAGGAGAACAAGACACUUCCGUUUAAUGAGUUGUACCGUCCGUACAGUCUCGCCUACGACUGGAUCACGUACAAUCUUUACCUUGUUGAUCAGCGAGCCCGAGUCAUCGACGUCUUCUCCACAAAAACUGGCUAUCAGACCAACGUGGUGGGCAAUAACCUUCAAGACCCUCGGGCUGUAGCUCUGGAUCCGACAGAGGGAAUAAUGUUUUUCUCCGACUAUGGCCGCUACCCACGACACCAGGCACGUAUAGAGAGAGCAUUCAUGGACGGCAGCAGUAGGAUGAAGCUGAAACUGACCAAGGUGGUGGCGCCCUCUAGCAUUACUGUGGACAUUGUCAAUAAACGUAUCUUCUGGACGGACUAUCGCCUUGACUACAUAGAAUCCACAGAUUACUAUGGAAAACACAGAUUCAACAUCCUGUCUGGCGGCCUACAUAUUCCUGCACCUCUGACAGUCACACUGUUGGAGGACCAGUUGUUCUGGGCCGAUGCCACAAGAACCGGCGUUCUUGGUGUCAGCAAGUUUGGAACGGAUACUCCAAAGCAGAUCUAUGUCAACAAACUUCUUAAGAUGAAAACAGUGAAAGUACUACAAAGAUACCCAGAUGUCAUUAUCAAUAAGCGGGCCAGUCCGUGUCAUGUCGCCAAGUGUCAGCAUUUCUGUGUGUUAAGUCACGUCAACGACAACAAUGGACUUGGAUACAGGUGUUUGUGUGAUGUUGGAUUUCACCUAGCUAAAAAUCAGAUCAAUUGUACAGAGACAAGCUCCAUUUUAAUGUUUGCGGCGAAAUAUUCCCUUCGUGGAAUCCCUGUUAGAGACACCAGCUACAAAGUCGAUGCUAUCCCACAGGUCUUCGCGAAGAACUCGGGUCGGCAAGGAGUAAACUAUGUAGCACUUGACUACGAUGCUGAAGACGAGAAGAUCUACUUCAGCGACAUCAGGAACUACGCUAUAAUGCACGCAAAAGUCAAUAGUACAGAAAAGCCGAUGCCCCUUACAGUAAAAGAUGUGCGGUCUGUGGAGGGACUGAGUGUUGAUUGGAUAUCUCGUAACCUCUACUACACAGACUUCUAUCGUAGCACAGUGUCGGUACUUCGACUCCAUCAUCCGGAGGAAACACGAGUUUUGCUGUCCGGCAUGGGCAAGCCUCGUUCUGUUGUGGUCCAUCCACUAAAAGGGUGGCUGUUUUUUUCAGACUGGAUGAAGAGUUCCAUGCAGAGCCCGUACCUGGCGCGUACAUAUGGUGACGGAAAAAAUAUGACCAAGAUUCGGCAGUUUGAGCUUGGUUGGCCUAAUGGUCUCAGUAUUGACUUUGACACAGAUAGGUUGUUCUGGGUAGACGCUUACUUUGACAGGAUCCAACAUUCGGACCUGGACGGUGGUGAUGUGAAGACGUUGGUUGGAGUGAACAUCGCCCAUCCAUUUGGUAUUGUAGCAUACAAAGAUCAUGUUUACUUUUCCGACUGGAAGCUUGAAUCACUGAUACGGACAGACUAUGAGGGACGACAUCAGACAACUCUGCGGAGUGGUAUUGAGUUUCUCCGUGAUAUCACCAUCUACGAUAAACGUAUACAACGCAAACCAGAAAGUCAUCCGUGUCAAAAUCGUAAUGGGGACUGUUCCCAUUUCUGUUUCCCUGUACCAUACUCCAGAGACUCCGGAGCCCUCGGUCGGGUCUGCGGGUGUCCAUUUGGGAAAAAGAUAGCUGAGAGCCAGCGGGAUUGUGUGAGUGAUCCAAGUGAAAACAGGACAACUGAAUGUUUGCCUGGAAAUUUCCGCUGUGCUAACGGGCGUUGUAUUCCGCAAGCCUUCAGAUGUGACCAAGACAACGACUGUCUGGACCACUCUGACGAGAUGGACUGUGACAAGAGAACCACCUGUCCCCCUCAUCAGUUCCACUGUAAGAAUGGCAAGUGUAUCGGGAAACUCUGGCAUUGUGAUGGCGACGACGACUGUGGCGACAUGUCGGACGAGAAAAACUGUCCGGUUAAGAAGUGUCGACAGAACCAGUUCCAGUGUAACAACACUCUGUGUAUCCAUUACCGCUUCAAGUGUGACACAGACAACGACUGCGGCGAUGGAUCUGACGAGGGCAGCUUUUGUGAAUCCCACACCUGUGCUGUGGAUUACUACCAAUGUGGAGACAAGCGGUGUAUCCCGGAUAGUAAACUUUGUGAUGGAUCCAGAGACUGUUUUGACGAGUCCGAUGAGCAGGAUUGUCCGCCCCUGAACUGUACCGAGGGGAAAUGGACGUGUAAGACAGGGAGGCAAUGUAUCCCGGAGCGUUAUCAUUGUGACGGGGCACCUGAUUGUCGUGACAGCAGUGAUGAGGUUGACUGUCCCUCUCGAGAGGACGGCUGUCUGAAGGAGGAGUUUAACUGUACACAGGGAGGCUGUAUCCCGCUUACAUGGAAAUGUGAUGGCCAGCCAGACUGUCCGGACGGCUCAGAUGAACCAGAUGACUGCCCUACCCCUACCUGUUCGUUUGAUCGUUUCCGGUGUAAAAAUGGACGCUGUAUUGCCAAGUCCUGGAUGUGUGAUGGAGACGACGACUGCGGUGAUAACAGUGAUGAAGACCAGAAUCUCAACUGUCCACCCCCACCAUUUCGCUGUCCUUCACACCAGUGGCAGUGUCCAGGAGAGUUCCGUGUUUGUGUCAACACUUCCCUUGUGUGUGACGGUAACGAUGACUGUCCUGGUGGUCAUGAUGAGAGUGCCAUCUGUAAUAGUGAUGACUGUAAGGUGGAUAAUGGUGGCUGUAGUUUUAUGUGUCUACAGACUCCUCGUGGGGCGGAAUGUAUGUGUCCUCCCGGCCAUCGACUCCAAGGAUCAAAGCUGUGUGUUGACUGGGACGAGUGUGAAGUGGCCGGUACCUGUAGUCAACAGUGUAUUAACACCAAGGGAUCCUAUAAAUGUGCUUGUCGGGAAGGAUACACGUUAAUUGACCACCACAAGUGUGCAGCUGAUAGGAAUAUUACCAAGCCAUCACUGAUAGUGACCAGUCACACAGCCAUUGUCCAUGCUGACCUUGACCUUCACUCAUAUGUGGCUAUCCCUCUGUUAGGCGUGAGGUCCAUCGCCGGACUUGACGUCCAUGUUGCUAACAAAGAGAUUUACUUCAGUGACUCGGCCCAGAAACGUAUCUACAGAGUCAACGUGGAUGGUUCAAAUCUUACCGAGGUUUUCCCUGUUGGGGUGAACGUGGUGGAGGAUCUAGCGGUUGAUUGGAUAGGUGGAAACCUGUAUUGGAAUGACUAUGUGUUUGAAACCAUUGAAGUCUCCAAGCUUGAUGGCAGUGUGAAAACGAUUCUGUUCAGUCAGAACAUCACAAAUCCACGUGGCAUUGAGGUCGACCCGAGGAAAGGGUCACGGUAUAUUUUCUGGACGGACUGGGGACAACAUCCGCGUAUUGAGCGUGCAGACAUGGAUGGACACAAUCGUACCAGUAUUGUUACCAAGAAAGUUUACUGGCCAAAUGGCCUCUCCUUGGAUUACCCCAACAGGAGGCUGUAUUUCGCAGAUGCUCGUCUAGAUUACAUAGAAUAUUGUAACUACGAUGGGUCUGGACGUCGACAAGUCUUCGCCAACGACCAUUUUCUACGACACCCACAUGGCCUGGUGGUGUUUGAGGACACCAUCUUCUGGACUGACCGUGUGGCCGGACGUGUUUCCCAGUGUAACAAGUUUAACUGCUCGGACCGUGGACUGACCAUCAGCCGUAUAUCUCGUCCCCUGGGUAUAGCUGUGAUGCACCCAGUCAGGCAGCCCUACAGUGCCUUGGACGGUAAUCCCUGUUCCAACUCAUCCUGCAGCCAUCUCUGUCUCUUGUCGUCUGUGAAACCAAAGGGAUUUUCCUGUGCCUGCCCCGUAGAUAUGAAGUUGGACGCCUCCGAGAGCAAAUGCAUUCCCUCUGACCUGGACUACCUGAUGUACAUGACGAAGACAGGAAUCGUGGGUAUCAAUAUGGAGGACAAUGUGACACACCCCCUACUUCCUGUCGCUAGUGUUCUCAGCGGCAUGAACAUGGACAUCGACAGCGCCAACGGCAGUCUCUACGUCGUACAGCGUGGUGACAUUUUCAAUGCCUCGGUUGUGAAAGUGUCUAUCGGGGAUGGUAACGUGACACAGUUUAUGCCGUCCAAGUUUUCGGGGUAUGUACACGCCGUGGCUGUGGACUGGGUGGCUAGGAACCUGUACUGGGCCGACACCAAGGCUGGAACUAUUGAAGUGAUGAGGCUAGAUGGGAAACAGUACAGCAAAGUCCUCAUGUCCAACACUGGAAGACCACUAGACUGUGACCAGCCUGUGUCCUUGACCCUUGACCCUUCAAAGGGAAUUUUAUACUGGGCUGAUCUGGGUGGAAAUGGAGUCUCGGCUAAAAUUGCAUCCAUGCGAAUGGAUGGUACUCGUCCAGAAAUUGUCCACGAGAGGCGGGUCGAGGUCCCAGGGGACAUUGCUAUAGAUACCCACUCUAAUCUCCUGUACUGGGCCGACUCGGCCAAAAACUGGAUAAUGGCAUAUUCCUUAGACAAAACCCACACACACAGAACCCGAAUCGUCCACUCCAAGCUUGGCAGUCCAACAGGCUUAGCCAUAUUCCACAGACGACUUUACUUCGCUGACGCUGACCACGAGAGAAUCUAUUACGUACCACUUGACCACCCGCGGGAAAUGCACAUCGUCAAGGAAAACAUUGCUCUCCUGACCGACCUUGUUGUGUAUAAUGACCGCCACACCAAAGGGGAAUCAAAUGCCUGUUCCAGAAACUAUAGGGGUACCUGUGAACACCUGUGUCUGACGUUAGGAGGUGGACAACACACAUGUGCCUGUAGUACUGGGUACACUAUGUCAGACAAUAACACCUGUGUAGCGGUAGACAGUUUCCUUGUUGUGUCACAAGCAGACAUCAUUCGUGGGUUUAACCUGAUGAAGAAAGAUCACAGUGAUGCUAUGCCGCCAAUCCGGGGUAGAGACAGACGAGUGAUAGAGGUGGACGUUCACAUCGAGAAUGACCACAUCUACUGGAUUGACCAUGACCCCACUGGGCUUGAAGGACGUAACUUUAAUGGGAUCCGUCGAAUCAAGCGUGACGGUUCGCAGUUUGAACAGAUCAUCAACACUGGAACAGGUCUGAAGCCCGGGGACGGAGUUAAAGGUCUUGCCAUCGACUGGGUUGCAGGAAACAUAUACUUCUCCAAUAUCAAGAAUUAUGAGACUUAUAUUGAGGCUGCCAGGAUGAACGGUUCACAUCGUCUUGUUCUCAUACAGGAGAGAGAGUCGUCUCCCUGGGCUUUGGCUGUCAAUCCAAUUAAAAGGUAUCUCUACUGGGUCGACAAGGGUCAGUUUCCUAAAAUAGAACGUGCUCACCUGGACGGAACACAUCGCCGCAUCAUCAUUGACAAUGGUAUCGUACGCCCUUACAGCAUCACCAUCGACAUAACGACACACGACGUUUACUGGGUCGACACUCGGGUGGAUGCUAUACAGAAAGUUUCCUACAGUGGAGGAAGAAGAGUCUACAUUCGUACCAAUCUGCCCUCCCCGAUCAGUAUCACCAUCCUCGGUAACCAGAUCUUCUGGGCCGACUCCAAACUUAAACAGGUAUUGAAGAUAUACAAGAAAAACAUAUUGGAGCCAAAAAUUGUGAGAAACAGCAUUUCAAACCUUCGCAGUAUUGCCAUGUUUGAUGCAUCCAAACAGCCCAGAGUGGAAAAUCCAUGUUCAGGCCCGGAAAAUGGAGGUUGUGAACAGCUGUGUUUUGCCAAACCUAACAAGACGAAGCCUGUGUGUAUGUGUUCCACAGGAGACCUGGCUCCUGACAACAAAACUUGUAAUGCUCCGUCCGAUUUCCUAAUUGUUGCCUCGGAGAGCGAGAUUAUAACGUUGUCCCUGGAUCCGGACGUUCACUCCGCACCUCUCCCUCCUAUCACGAAGCUCAGUGGCGCCGUCGCUGUCGAUUUUGAUUACACCAACAAGUACAUCUACUUCUCCCAGGUGCUUGGUCGAAAACUGAGCAGGGUCAAGAUUGACAGUUCAGAAGUAGAAGAUAUUGUAGACACCAUCAAUAUUACAUCAUUUGAAAGCCUCCAGAAGACGGUGACUGCGGAGGGUCUGGCCACUGACUGGGUCGGACAGAAGAUGUACUGGGCAGAUGUCUUCCUCAGUCGCAUCUUCAGUCUCGACUUUAAUGCAACAAAUAAAGUCGCGCUUGCCAAUGUGGCAAAUCCGCGUGCUGUGGCUGUACAUCCCUGUAAGGGGUACCUGUUCUGGACCGACUGGGGACGUCUCCCAAAAAUAGAACGUGCAACAAUGUCUGGAAAUAAUCGUAAGACAAUUGUAUCAACGGACCUGGGCUGGCCGAACGGUCUGAGCAUCGAUUACGAUGGAGACAUGAUAUACUGGGCGGAUGCAUUGCGUGAUCGUAUUGAGCGAUCUAAUCUCAACGGUCAAUAUCGUGAGGUCAUUGUCCAGUCCACCGUCCACCCCUUCUCCAUGACUGUCCACAAACACUACAUCUAUUGGACUGACUGGACAUUACAUGGUGUUUACCGUGCGGAGAAGCACACAGGAGCAAACAUGAUCGUGAUGAAAGAGGGAAUCACCCAUCGACCAAUGGGGAUCAACGUUUUCUCAAGUCAGCGCCAGAAAUGUACUGCCAAUCCUUGUCAGAUUUACAAUGGAGGCUGCGCCCACAGCUGCCACCCCGCACCAGAGGGUAAGGCAGAGUGUCAGUGUAGUGACAUCGGCCUGACUUUAGGCGAGGACGGCAAGUCGUGUGUACCACUUAACCACACGUGUGGUACAGAGAACUUUGUGUGUGCCAACGGACGCUGUCUCAGUCAUCGCUGGGUGUGCGACUCGGACGAGGAUUGUAAAGAUGGAUCCGAUGAAAACCCCAACAUGUGUGCGACCCACACCUGUGACCCGACCUAUUUCCGCUGUGACAACGGUAGAUGUAUUCCACCACGCUAUAGGUGUGACCAUGACAACGAUUGCCAGGACAACUCAGAUGAACGUGACUGCGACUACAAGCCCUGUGGAAGUGACCAGUUCACCUGUAGUAAUUCUCGCUGCAUUGACAAGAACCUGGUCUGUAACGGAAUCGACAACUGCCGUGAUGGCAACCGUACAGAGGAGGCUAACUGUCCGGAGAAGACAUGUGCCCCUGGAGAGACCAAGUGUCCCAACAGUAACAUAUGCCUGGCUCGUCAGUACCUUUGUGAUGGCGAUAACGACUGUGGCGACAACUCAGAUGAAAACCCACUCUUCUGUCGUAAAGUCACCUGUCCCCUAGGUCAGUUCUACUGCACGAAGUCACUCAAGUGUAUCCCAGGGUCAUGGUACUGUGACGGUGAUGACGAUUGUGGAGCUGGUGAGGACGAACCCCCUACAUGUGUUAACAACAGCUCGGCCUGCAUCGGGACUCAAUUUGUUUGUAACAACAAAAAGUGUAUCUCACGGAGAUGGGUGUGUGAUGGUGAUGAUGACUGCGGGGAUAACAGCGACGAGGAGAAAGGACUUAACUGUGUUGAUGUGAACUGUCCUGCCGAUUCAUUCACGUGUGCGUCAAACAAGAAACGUGGACGUUACGCCUGCAUCGACCGACGUUACGUAUGUGAUGGGGUUAAGAACUGUCUGAGUGGUGAAGAUGAAACGGGUAACUGUGCCGAGGUCACAUGCCAACAAGGACAAUUUAAGUGUGCCAACGGCAUCUGUAUAGCCCAGAGGUUUUACUGUGAUCACGACAACGACUGCGGUGACGAUUCUGACGAACCCAAAACAUGUGAUUAUCCAGAGUGCGGUGCAGGCAAAUUCACCUGUUCAGACAAACGCUGUAUCCCACUGUCGUACUUGUGUGACGGCGCCAAGGACUGCUCUGACGGCUCCGACGAAAAGGCUGCUCGCUGUGCUGCUGCCACAGAGAAGCCAGAGUGUCCUGACGGACAGUUUAAAUGUGCCAACGACAACUGUAUUGACUACCAGCUGGUGUGUAACAAGGUAGAUAACUGUGGCGACGAGUCCGACGAGGACAGAUGCUACAUUGAUGAGUGUAGCCAGGAUGACAUGAACCAGUGUGAGCAGAAAUGCGUGGACUCCAUCACCAGCUUCAAGUGUGCCUGCUUCCCUGGAUACACCCUAAGGAACGACAAGAUUUCCUGUCGAGACAUUGAUGAAUGUAAAGAGGUUCCAGGGGCCUGCAGCCAGGGAUGCUUAAACUCACCUGGAAAUUACACCUGUAAAUGUAACGAAGGUUACUCAAAGACCAGAAACAUGCGGUUCUGUAAAAAAAACGACAAUAUCAAGCCAUGGCUGAUCUUCACCAACAAAUACUACAUCCGGGAACUUUCUAUUGAUGGCAAGCAUUACCGUCGCGUGGCCCAGGGCUUUGACAGUGUCGUAGGCCUCGACUUCGACUAUGCUGACGAUCGUCUGUUCUUCACUGAUGUUAAAGCAAAGAAGAUGUAUCGCAUGUACCUCAACGGAACUGGUAAAGAGGCCAUCGUCAAACAUGAUAUCGCAGGGGCGGAGGGCAUGGCGGUCGACUGGAUCGCAAAGAAAAUUUAUUGGUUGGACAGUAAACGGUCUUCCAUGUUUGUGACCGAGACGAACGGCACAAAUCGCUUGGCAUUGAUUCGUCGAGGUUUUGUCAAGAGUCCUCGUGCUAUCGUCGUGGAUCCGGCUAACGGUUACGCUUACUGGACAGACUGGAGUUUGUCACCUUACAUAGGUCGUAUUGGGAUGGAUGGAUCUAAUCCACGCAAAAUCAUCACCAACAAACUCGGCUGGCCCAACGCCCUUACAAUAGACUACGAAACAUCACAUCUAUGGUGGGGCGACGCUCAUCUCGACUACAUCGAGUAUGCCAGAGUGGACGGCACUGACCGUAACAUCGUGAUGCAGGCCACCGUGCCUCACCCUUUUGCCAUCACAGUGUUUGAGGACUGGAUGUACUGGACAGACUGGAACCACAUGAGCAUUGAAAAAGCCAACAAGUUCACGGGAGCUAACCACACCUGGUUACAGAACACAACCCAUCGUCCUAUGGACAUGCACAUCUAUCAUCCACUCAGACAGAAGGAAGGUCCAAAUCCCUGCGGAACAAACAAUGGUGGCUGUUCACAUCUGUGCCUCAUUGCCCCUGGCGGACGUGAAUUUUCCUGUAAGUGUCCAGAUAAUUUCCUGAUGGCCCCAGACCAGCAGACAUGUAUCGCCAACUGUACCAGCGGUCAGUUUAGAUGUGGCAUUUCCGAUGACCGUUGUAUCCCUUCUCUGUGGAAGUGUGAUGGAGAGGAAGACUGCAAGGAUGGAUCAGACGAACCAGAUGAUUGUCCUCCUAAACACUGUUCUCCUGGACAGUUUGAAUGUCGUAAUAAGAAUUGUACCUAUGGGUUCCGUGUCUGUGACUUGGUGGAUGACUGUGGCGACAACUCUGAUGAGGAAGCAUGUGAUGAGCGACGAUGUGAGGCAUGGCAAUUCAAAUGUGGCACCAAUAAAUGUAUCCCUCGUGGAUGGCGGUGUGACGGAUCUGACGACUGUGGCGACAACUCCGACGAAAACGACAACCAAUGCAAGAACAUGACCUGUGGAUCACAUCAGUUUACAUGUGACAAUGGCAAGUGUAUCCCGAGCACGUGGAAGUGUGAUUACGAUGACGACUGUGGUGACAGGUCUGACGAAAAACAGGAAUGGAAUUGUACGACCAGACAGUGUCAGAAAGGCUGGUGGAAGUGUAAGACUAACUACCGCUGUAUCCCAGACUGGCAGCGAUGUGAUGGACGCGAUGAUUGCCGUGACAACAGCGAUGAAGAUGAGGCUAACUGUCCGAAAUGUCACCCAACAGGAGACUGGCAGUGUGCCAAUAAGCGUUGCAUUCCAAAACGCUGGCUCUGCGACUUCGACAAUGACUGUGAUGACAAGAGUGAUGAGGACCCCCUCAUGUGUGCUAAGAAGUACCGCAAGUGUUCUGAGUCCGAGUUCCAGUGUAAGAAUAGGAAGUGUAUACCCAGUAAGAUGCGAUGUGAUAAUGACAACGACUGUGGCGACAACUCCGAUGAAGAUCCUCACUAUUGUAAAGAGUACCACAAGUGCCAGACAGACCAGGUCCAAUGUCCAACUGGUCACUGUAUCAGUAACAAGUCCAAGUGUGAUGGUCAGCGGGAUUGUAAGGAUGCCUGGGACGAACAAGGCUGUCCACCACGUUUCCCUGGCAACCGUUUCUGUCCAGCCAAUCAGUUUCAGUGUGAUAACACGAUCUGUAUUCCUCGCCGGUGGCGCUGUGACGGAAACGAUGAUUGUGGAGAUGGUUCUGAUGAGCGUCCUGAAAUCUGUCAGCUGAUAGACUGCCCACAGGAGACGCGAUUCCGCUGUAAUAACUUCAAGUGUAUCCCCCGAUGGAGAUUAUGUGACAAGGUUGACAACUGUGGAGAUGGCUCUGACGAGAACAACCAUGAGUUAUGUACACCAAGACCAGCCAAAUGCUCCACAGACCAGUACAGAUGUUCAAAUCGUCAGUGUGUGGACGCUGUCGAUGUGUGUAAUGCGAUCAUGGACUGUGAGGAUGCCUCCGAUGAACGUGGCUGUCAUAAGUUGUCGGGAAAUGUGAACUGUUCUGUUAACAAUGGCGGCUGUUCCCAGACGUGUACAGAUCUGAGUGAUGGCGGAUAUUACUGCUCGUGUCAGGAUGGGUACAAGAUCGCCAUCAGUGAUCGUAAAUCCUGCGAAGAUGUUGACGAAUGUGCACGUUGGGGAACAUUUUGUGCACAGCAAUGUAAAAAUGUGAAAGGAUCGUACAAAUGUUUAUGUACAGACGGUUUCCAUGACGUCAAAGGCAAAGGCACUCACUGUAAACCGAAAGGUGGACAGAUGUUGAUAUUUUUCACAAGUGGUCACGAGGUACGCCAGAUCAUCCCUGACAAAAAAGCGUACUCAGGAACACUAAGUUGGGGUCGCCACAUGGGGGCACUUGACGUUGACGUGGAUCGUCGUCUCCUCUACUUCUCUGAUCUGUCACUGAUGAAGAUAGAGAGAGCUGGGAUUCCCGACGACAUAAAAAAUGGCGGCCCACCCCGUCCACAAGAUUUAAAUGCUGAUGUUACCCAGGUGGAGGGUAUCGCCAUCGACUGGGUUACAAAAAAUAUUUAUUGGACUGAUUCAAGUCGUAGGACUAUAUCCGUUGCCCUAGACGACGGCCGAUACCAGAAAACUUUGAUCAGUGAUGACUUGGUACACCCUCUUGCUAUCAUCGUCAACCCUAAACUAGGAUUGCUGUACUGGACAGACGCGGGCAGCACCAGUCCUAAGAUAGAGCAGGCCUGGAUGACCGGUGAAAAGCGGUCAGUCUUGGUCUCCACACGGCUCGGCCGAGCGACAGGACUGACCCUAGAUGACCACAUGGAUGACAGACUGUAUUGGUGCGACUCCAAGGAAAACCUGAUCGAGUCCAUCAAGCUGGAUGGGUCAGACAGAGUCAUUGUGGUUGGAAAAGGACUUGAUAACCCUGUCAGUUUAGAUGUGUUUGGAGAUUCGCUAUACUGGGCAUCCCAACAGAUGGGGUCAGUCAUGAAGAUGGAUAAGUUUGGACGUGGCGUCAACAUAACACUACAGACAGGACUCCUGCUGCCCUCUAGUGUCAGAAUCAUGCACCCAAAACGUCACAAUUUAUCAGUAAAAAACCGAUGUGUGGGGGAUGACGGCGAGGAGUGUAGCCAUCUUUGUCUGCUGAAACCGAACGGCUCUGCAUGUGCAUGUCCGGACCACUCUCAGUUUAUUGAUGACUCCAACACACAGUGUGAUGCAGCGUGGGAAACAUCAAAACCGUCCCCAUCUAAGUGUUCAUGUCUCAACAAUGGAAUCUGUACGAUGGCUUCCAACAGAACCUACCGAUGCCAGUGUAUAGAGGGCUACACCGGGCGUUACUGCGAAGUCAGCAAACCCGUGAGAUUAGUGAUAGAGGACGAAUCUCCACCUGUGACUGCCAUUAUAAUCCCCAUCAUCGUCAUCUCUGUCGUCAUCUGUGGUCUUAUCCUCUUCCUCUGGUUCCUCAAAAAGCGCGGGAAGCUGUUGCUCAAGGCAAAAGACCUGAAGCCUGGUGUAGGCACUGCCGUUACUUACCGAGAGGGUGGAAACAUUCAGAUCGCAUCUCCACCAUUUACAUACGACCAGACAACAACAGAUACAGAUACGACCCAGCCGUACAGCCCGGGGAUCCCUGGGAGUGAGGAGGGGGGCGUGGCCUUCACUACCUUCAGUAAUCCUAUGUACUUUAAAGAGGACAAACAGGAAGAGAAAUCCAGUCCACCUCCAUCCCCAGUCACACCGAAAUCAGGAGGCGAUGCUCAGCAGGAUAGCACAUCAUUUGAUGACAUAAAUUUCCAAGGUGACAGCACGUGACGAUGACAAGAGUUGCCAUGGAAACUAUAUUACCAAAGAGACUCAUGUGUGCCACAUUUUAUACGAUCAUCUUCUGAUUUAGUUUUUUAUAAUAAAAUUUUUAAAAAAUUG